This is a messenger RNA of Oppia nitens, 1408 nucleotides long. RefSeq names its product mortality factor 4-like protein 1. NCBI's taxonomy places the organism in Eukaryota, Metazoa, Arthropoda, Arachnida, Sarcoptiformes, Oppiidae. Gene Ontology annotation, cellular component: NuA4 histone acetyltransferase complex; nucleus. Gene Ontology annotation, biological process: regulation of DNA-templated transcription; chromatin organization. The record is from RefSeq and is a predicted model, not a curated record. Bases 135 to 1166 code for a protein of 343 amino acids. The transcript has 2 exons.
GUAAUUAUUGUUUAGACAUUUGAAUGAAGACAACAAUGUUUGACAAAUCAAUUGAUUCAAUGAUUUGGUUAUUAUUUCGUCACUCUUUUGUCACAACAACUGAUCCGUGAGUGUCCUCUGCGGUCAUAAACACAAUGAGCGUCACUACUAGUGUUGAUCCGCCGUCGGGAGUAAACUUCAAGUAUGAGUUAGAAGAAAGGGUUCUCUGUUUUCACGGACCGCUCAUCUAUGAGGCAAAGUGUCUGAAGAGGAUCUUUGUGGACAACUCUAAGAGAUAUUAUGUUCAUUAUAAUGGAUGGAACAAGUCUUGGGAUGAAUGGGUCGAUGAAUCCAAGAUUUUGAUUGUCAAUGAAACCAAUCUUCGCAAACAACAAGAGUUGAAACAAAAUUGUUUAACAAAUAAUAACAAACAAACCGCUAAUAAUAACAAAAAGCGAAAGAUUGGCCAAAAUAUGAUCGACGGUAACGGAAAAGAUGGAUAUAAUGAGACAAACAAACGGUUUAAAUCGUCCACAAAGAAUAAUGGCUCUAAAAAUGGUCAAAAUAACGAUAACUUAAUUAACACUUCAAAUGAAACCAAUAAGAAAAAGACAACAAAAAAGCGACGAAUGGAGACAUUGAUGGCUUUGGAAGAGUCGAUGUCAGGCAAACCCGACGCUAGUAUUCAAAUACCACUUAAAUUGAAGCCGUGUUUAGUUGACGACUGGGAUCUCGUGACCCGUCAGAAGAUGUUAUAUAAUUUGCCGGCAAACGUGUCAAUCGAUCAGAUACUCGAUGAUUAUGUUAAACAUAGGGUAGCAGUCAAUGGCGCCGAUGAAUCAGUUUUGAGACAAGUGGUCAAAGGUGUCAAAGGUUUCUUUAAUUCAAUGAUUGGCAGUCAGUUGUUAUACAAAUUUGAAAGAAUCCAAUACCAAGACUUACUUAUGUCUAACAAAGAGCACAAUACUGGCCGUCAAAUGUCCUCCAUUUACGGUGCCUUUCAUUUGUUACGACUCUUCACUCGAAUCAAUGUCUUCUUGUCAUACAUUGAACUAAAUGAUGAAUCUUUUGACUCUUUGUCUAAACAUAUUCACGAUUUGCUUCAAUAUUUAGCUUCGAAGCCAAAGUUAUUUUUAUCCGACGAUUAUUCAGUGGCAUCGCCUGAAUAUUGUCGAAAAUGUUUGUAAAAAUUAUUGAUUCAAUUUUCAUAAAUCAUUUAUAAGACCCAUAUUUCUUUACUGACAAUUGAGUUAUAUUUGUAGACAAUAUUGACAUUAAUGUUAGAUUUUUAUUAAUAAAUUGUCAAUUUAGAGUUUAACAUAAAAUUUGAUUUAUUUAAUUAGAUUUAAUAUUGUAUUUAACUUUGUUAACAAAAUUUAGCGAUCAAAACAUGUGUAAACCACUGGCCAUAUAAUAGUAUUUUUUAUAG